Budorcas taxicolor (takin) is the source of this 1566-nucleotide messenger RNA. RefSeq names its product thymine DNA glycosylase (gene TDG). Gene Ontology annotation, cellular component: nucleus. The coding region runs from base 93 to 1316 and encodes 407 amino acids. Gene Ontology annotation, biological process: base-excision repair, AP site formation. The transcript is spliced from 10 exons. NCBI's taxonomy places the organism in Eukaryota, Metazoa, Chordata, Mammalia, Artiodactyla, Bovidae. Gene Ontology annotation, molecular function: mismatch base pair DNA N-glycosylase activity. The record is from RefSeq and is a predicted model, not a curated record.
CUGGUUAUUACUGUACCGCCACUCGUGCGCCGCGGUACUACAGAGUCGCUGGGUUGCCGGGUCCGAGUAGCUGCGCGCGCGAGCGGCAGGGAAUGGAAACAGAAAACACGGGCAGCUAUUCUCUUCAGCAAGCUCAAGCUUUUUAUACAUUUCCACUCCAACAAAUGAUGACUGAAGUUCCUAAUAUGGCAGUUAUGAAUGCACAAGAAAUGCCAACUGAAGUUCCAGCCCCAACACCUGCUCAGGAACCCACACAAGAGACUCCUCCAAAAGGAAGGAAAAGAAAACCCAGAACGACAGAACCAAAAACACCAGUGGAGCCCCAAAAACCUGCUGAGGCCAAAAAGUCUGGCAAGUCCACAAAGUCAAAAGAAAAGCAAGAAAAAAUUACAGACACAUUUAAAGUGAAAAGAAAAGUGGACCGUUUCAAUGGUGUUUCAGAAGCUGAACUUCUGACCAAGACUCUACCAGACAUUUUGACCUUCAAUCUGGACAUUGUAAUUAUUGGCAUAAAUCCAGGACUGAUGGCUGCUUACAAAGGGCAUCACUACCCUGGGCCUGGAAACCAUUUUUGGAAGUGCCUGUUUAUGUCAGGGCUGAGUGAGGUCCAACUGAGUCACAUGGACGAUCACACUCUACCAGGGAAAUAUGGUAUUGGAUUUACCAAUAUGGUGGAAAGGACAACACCAGGCAGCAAGGAUCUUUCCAGUAAAGAAUUUCGUGAAGGAGGACGUAUUCUAGUGCAGAAAUUACAGAAAUAUCAGCCACGAAUAGCAGUGUUUAAUGGAAAAUGUAUUUACGAAAUUUUUAGUAAGGAAGUUUUUGGAGUAAAGGUUAAGAACUUAGAGUUUGGACUUCAACCCCAUAAGAUCCCAGAUACAGAAACUCUCUGCUAUGUGAUGCCAUCAUCCAGUGCAAGAUGUGCGCAGUUUCCUCGUGCUCAGGACAAAGUGCAUUACUACAUUAAGCUGAAGGACUUAAGAGAUCAGUUGAAAGGCAUUGAACGAAACACAGACGUUCAAGAAGUGCAAUAUACAUUUGACCUACAGCUCGCCCAAGAGGAUGCAAAGAAGAUGGCUGUGAAGGAAGAAAAAUACGACCCGGGUUAUGAAGCAGCGUAUGGCGGUGCUUACAAUGAAAACCCCUGCCCUGGUGAACCUUGUGGAUUCUCUUCAAAUGGGCUGGCUGCUGACAAUGGAGAAUCAACUUUCAGUGACAUUCCAAACGGACAGUGGAUGACCCAGUCAUUUACAGACGAGAUCCCUUCAUUUAGUAAUCACUGUGGGACGCAAGAACAAGAAGGAAACCACGUUUAAGGAUGGUGUUUUUCAGCCCUGCUUAAAUGCUGCAGUUUUAAUGCAGUUGUCAAGUGGCCCUCGGUUUGCUAGCUGAAGCAUUUUAUUCGUAUGUUAUUCAGGUGUUGUAAUCAAGGUACAGUGGAGUCAACUGUACGGACCUAAGUAGUUUGGAAGGAAAAGGGUUUUUCUGUAUAUGAGUUUUUGUAUUUGAAUUAACCAUCAUUCCAGCUUUUUUAUAAAACUGUAUUUCAUUUAUGAAGAAAUUAAU